UUUAAGAGAGGGGUUUAAUAGACACCAGGUGCGCACACGCACACACGCCCGUGCAGAGCGCUCGUGCUUUGGGGGCCCGGGACCCGCGGUGGGGAACCGGCGGGCGCUGCGUCCCCGCGUGUUGGCAGUUGGCGACCCCCCUGGCAUCCCCCUCCGCCGCGGACUCCUGUGGCCUCGGAGGCCGGCAGUCAACUCCCAAUGUUUUCCAUAUUUGUUCAGCCUCCGUAAUCCGAAUACCAGGGCAGGCUCAGCCCGCCCAGCGCCGCGCUCCAGGGCCCAGGGAGCCGCGCAGAGCCCGCCGGCCACCCCGCCGCCCGGCCACCAUGGGCGACGACAAGCAGCCCCGCGGCCCGCAGAGGCAGGGGGGGCCGCCGGCCGCGGACGCCGCCGGGCCCGACGACGCGGGGCCGAAGAAGGGCAAAGGGGCCCUCAAGGCGUGCGGGGAGGAGGAGGCCCGGACGUGCUGCGGCUGCCGGUUCCCGCUGCUGCUCGCCCUACUGCAGCUGGCCCUGGGCAUCGCCGUGACCGUGGUGGGCUUCCUCAUGGCCAGCGUCAGCUCCUCCCUGCUAGUCAGAGACACUCCAUUUUGGGCUGGGAUCAUUGUCUGUUUAGUGGCCUAUCUUGGUUUGUUUAUGCUUUGUGUCUCGUAUCAAGUUGAUGAACGGACAUGUAUCCAGUUUUUUAUGAAACUGGUGUACUUUCUGCUGAGUGCCCUGGGCCUGACAGUGUGUGUGCUGGCCGUGGCGUUCGCUGCCCACCACUAUUUGCAACUCACACAGUUUACCUGUGAGCCCGCACUUGACUCCUGCCAGUGCAAACUGCCCUCCUCCGAGCCACUCAGCAGGACCUUUGUUUACCGGGAUGUGACUGACUGUGCCAGCGUCACUGGCACUUUCAAACUCUUCUUACUCACCCAGAUGGUCCUUAACCUGGUCUGUGGCCUUGUGUGCUUGCUGGCCUGCUUUGUGAUGUGGAAACACAGGUACCAGGUCUUUUAUGCGGGUGUGAGGAUGUGCUCCCUCACAGCUUCCGAAGGCCAGCAGCAAAAGGCCUAACUGAUUCACUCUGAGGUGAGAGAGAAAACAGCACACUGAGGAGCUGAGGAGAAAAAAAAUUUUUUUGAAGAAGAGAAAACUUGUGACAAUAAAUACUGUUCACUGGUCUAAAUGAAUAUUUUUAUAUUUUUCACAAAACAAAGAGCAUUUCUUCAGGUUUCUAUUGUAUUUUUAAAAAUUCUUGGUGGGGGGAACAAGAUCCAAAUUGAUUUGUUGGAUAUUAAAAAUUGAAAGAGGGCCGGCGAUUUAGGUCAGGUCCCAAGUUCGAUCCCCAGGAACCAAAAAAAAAUUUUUUUUUUGAAAGAAUGCUGAACGGGGAACGAAUGACACAGAUCUAUCUUUAGAGUGUGGGGUUUAUUCCUCACACUCAUUUUAUCCAUGACUCAUAUGACCUUCUUUCCUGUUGGUCCAGUUCAAUGAAGUGAACUGGCAAUUCAAGCCCACUUGCUAGAUUUUAUAGUUUUCUUCCGGUCUUUCACGCCUCUCACCAUUUUCUUCACGGGGGUGUCUUGGUGAGAGGCAGCAGUGAGGGAAGAGCUAAAUGUCCAGGCUGAAUGUUUUUAUUUUCCCUGGUAGACAUGUCUGCGGGACAUGAUAGCUUUACAAAGCAGAGGAGAAAAGGAAUAGACUUUGCAAUGGGCUAAGUAAUCAUAAAGAGCUGGGCUGGGAUGCGGAAUUCGGGCUCCUUUAGUUGGUUUCUGUUAAGUGAAUCACUUGCUAAAUGCUUGGGGAUGAUUGUCUACUUCUCAAUAAUUGGAAGGUAGUGGUAGCUGUACUCUUAAUGAUGUAGAAGGUUUAAAAAUAAUUACAUUGUGCUUCUAUUCUAUCAUCUAAAACAAAUCAUUAAAACUAAUUUCUAGCUAAUUGUUAAUUAUAAUUAUGCUCAGAAGUCUAUUUAAUGAGCUCUGGCUGUACUCACGCAGUGCUGUUGGUGUUAAGAGAAAUUACUCUCACAAGAGAACAUGCUUAAAGAUCCACCCCAAGCCAAGAAUUAUAAAAAGAAAAUUUUGUUCCUAAUGCUCAGGUUAAAAACACUCGUUUAAACAAAAACAAAAGCAUUUGUCAUAGGAAAUGUUUAUACAAAUAGCACAUUUGUGAUAUGUUAAAAAGUAUCUCUCUUGGCAACCAUGUACCUUUCAGGAAAAUUGGGUAACGGCCAUGAGUUUUAUUCAUAAAAUUGCAUUUGAUACAUAACCUGUGCCUGUAGUCAACCUAUAGACUCAAAAUAACGUUUUGGUGUCCUUUUUGGGGUAAUAUGUCCAUGGUCUUGGGGCAGUAGUUUUAUUUUUAAUUAAGACUUAAAGCACAUGUACCUUAUCAUGGUACCAUUGUUAUUAAAUCCUGAAGAAUUUCAGUGUUUUAAUGAAGGAGCCAAAAAUGAAAAUUCAGGCAACAUAAGUGUUAUCAAGAAUUUCUCUAUUAGUACUCUAUGCUCCCUAUUGAUACACUUUUCUGAUCAUUAAAUUCUACCCUAAAAGGAAAACAUGUUCUUGUUUGCUUUUGAGGAUAUAGGAAUAAUUACAUUGAUUGUGAUAAUGGUGUCAAUUUUUGCACAAUAAAAAUACUCAAAUAAAAAGGAAAAUGUUAAGACAGUAACCUAGAGGACUGUAAAUAUCUCUUACGUCCUCCAGAUAAAACACCUGAUUAACAAAUGCGAAAACCUUUUUGUGUUUUAACUCACUUUAAAAAUGGCCUUGCUCUGCCUGAGCUCAGGGCAAGAAAGUACAUUGGCCAACUCAAUGGAUAAAACUUUAGGGCAGAAUUGAUCACACACAAAAAAUAUCAUCCACAGAGUACCAAAUCUCUUGGAGAUGACCUGAAAAGUCCUUGGGGCCCUGUUAAGAAAAAUCCCCCAAACUGAUUCUGCUUUGGGUUUUGAUAAAGUUUCCUACAUAGAGAAGAAAAUGAUCUGGAAUGUUGUAGGCUUUUAAAGAGUAAGAAAGUCGUGCUUUUAAAGAGUAAGAAAGUCGUACUUUAAUGUUAUCUACUAUGAAUCGGGCAUCACUGGAAGCCCAUCCUGAAUACCUUUAGCAACUUUUUUUAUAGUGAACUCUACAAGAUUUUAUAUUAGAAAAUUAAUAUUCUCCACAUCAUGAAGGUGCUCUAUGCUUUACAGAUGAUUCACAGGUUGUUUUAAAUAGAUUAACUUUAGCUUGUAAGCUUCCUUUUUCUACACAAUGAAACCAAGAAGAGCUGAGAUAGUAAUAGAGCUUGAUAACAAUACCUAUAGUAGUCAGGACACACAUACACAUAUGCAUACAUGACAGGGAUUUUACUAUUGUGUAAUCAGCAUUCUUAAAUUCCCAAAGAAAGAAAGGAACAGAAAAGAAAGGAAGAAGAGAUUAGCUGCAAGCUCACUGUGUAUUGAUAUGUGUAAGAAUUGUGUUGCAUGAAUAACAAACUGCUUUGGGCUGGAUUUGAAGUAUUUUGAUGUUAUGUUUUGCAAAUAUUGAAGUUACAAUAAGGGCAACAGAAAAAGAACAGAUACACAGCUUUACACUUAGCAAAAUGUUACAUCUAAAACCUGACAGGAAGCCAAGACGGGGACUGUCUCUUCUAAGCCAUAAGAGAGUAAGAUUUGAGCAAUCCUCCUCCUCUCCCACCUCCUUCAGGAGAUUUAAACGAAUCAAGACUUUGGAAAGAAGGGAAACAGCCGGGACUUGGCAGGACUUGAAAUAGGAGGAAUACAGCAGCCGAAAUGUACAGACUCUGUAACCGAGCCCACUCAGUCGGCCUGUGCCUUCACGUGACCACCAUCUGUGCCUCCCCCGCUCCAUCCAAAUUUGUGUAGGCAGCGUCUUGGAACUGUGCCUAAGAGUAUAGCUACACCAGGGCCCUGGAAACUGUAGUCAAGUAACCGGCCUAACUUUUUUUUUUCCUCUUCGAAUUAAAAAUGCAGAUGAUCUUUUUUGAGGGGUUUCCAGCUGUAGACAUCAAGUGUUUUGUCCUGACAGGAAGAAUGUAUUAUGGAUCUAUUUUCUGUUCCUGUCCAAGACGUUAGGCUCUUUUCAUAUUCUUGCAUUUCCCUUCUUUCAUGCAGUGUAUCUGGAACAUGUUUAUUAAAUUUUAGUAAAGGCGGGGACAAUGGGUAUCCGAGGGAGAUUCCAAAGGACAGCUGUGGAAUGGUUACUUAACCAUAAUCAGAGACGAAAAAACUGCCCUGCAGAUCCAAUCAUUUGCAAACAUGAAACACAUCUUUGUAUUUUCCAGUGAUUGUUUCUGAACUCCUGUUAUGUGGCCAUAUAUUUCUGUAAAUCCACUGGCUAUCAGUUUUUAAUAUAAUAAAACAGCUAUCGUGUUUUUAGCUGUACAUUGUGUAUGGAGCUAUGUGAUGGCCAAAGACAUUGACUCACAGUGGAAACAUUCGUUUAGAUGAAGAUUUAGCGGUUGCGCCUUUGAAAUGAAUACCUUGAUUUGUUUCUUCUGAUUUUCUAGUACUUUAUUAUUGCAAAUGAUUAUUAUUAUCCCCUUCAAAAAUAUUGGUCUGUAUUUUGGUGUUGCGGUUUCAUUCUUCUGGCCUUGCUCAAAUAGUGAGUAGAAAAUGAAAUGUUUCUCCAUGUUUGAGGUGGUUGUUUUUAAAGAGGAUGUGUAUACUACAGAUUUUCUUAAUAAAAUUUUCAGUCUCUGAAAA
This is a messenger RNA of Heterocephalus glaber (naked mole-rat), 4686 nucleotides long. RefSeq names its product sarcospan (gene Sspn). The record is from RefSeq and is a predicted model, not a curated record. NCBI's taxonomy places the organism in Eukaryota, Metazoa, Chordata, Mammalia, Rodentia, Bathyergidae. Gene Ontology annotation, cellular component: dystrophin-associated glycoprotein complex; sarcolemma.